Molecule: messenger RNA, 1122 nt
Organism: Rasamsonia emersonii CBS 393.64
Lineage: Eukaryota; Fungi; Ascomycota; Eurotiomycetes; Eurotiales; Trichocomaceae
Product: Poly(A)+ RNA export protein
Exons: 3
Coding region: 1-1122 (373 amino acids)
Biological process (GO): transcription-dependent tethering of RNA polymerase II gene DNA at nuclear periphery; RNA export from nucleus
Cellular component (GO): nuclear pore
Molecular function (GO): ubiquitin binding; RNA binding
Source: RefSeq, a predicted model, not a curated record
AUGUCCAUAUACCCCAGAAUCACUAAUUGCCCGGUCCCUCUUCUCCAGGAGACCGGAUGGAUCUACAACGACAUCGAGUUGGCCUCCUGCCCCAAGAAGCAGGUCUCGAGCCUGGCCUGGUCGUCGGCCAGGGACAUGCUCGCUGUCGCUUCCUGGGACAAUACACUGCGGAUCUACGAGGUAGAGGGUUAUUUGGAUGCGGAAGAGCGGGUUAAAGUGCAGUUCGAUGGGCCUGUUCUCAGCUGUGCCUGGUCUCGUUACAGGAACCUCGUCGUCGGGGCGAGCGCCGACAAGUCCGCUCGCGUCUUGGACGUGAGUGGCGAAGCGAGAACACUUCGUCGCCUGGACGGCCAUGAGGAACCUGUCAGCUGCGCCAAGUUCUUUGAUCACCGCGCAACUCGCACCGAUUUGCUCGUCACCGGUUCCCGGGACCGCAUCGUCAACUACUGGGAUUUGCGCCAGAGAGAGCCCAUCGGCUCGCUGUAUUGUAAUCAGCGAGUCGAAUGCCUGGACACUGACGAGCGUAUGCUAGUGAUAGGCACAGGUAGUCGUGAGAUCCACAUCGUCGAUCUGCUCCAGCAGUAUAGCAUACGUUUGACGGUGAAAAGUCCAUUGCUGCAGAAGACCCGUGUGGUCAAAUGCCUGCCUGGCACGUACGGAUUCGCCGUGGGGAGCGCCGACGGACAGUGUGCAAUCCAUUAUCUGGACGCGAAUGCUGAAGCCGAGAAACGCAACUACGACUGGAAAUGCAGUCGUCAAGACGGUGCAAACCCGAAGUGCGAGGUUAACGCUAUCAGCUUCCACCCUCUUUACCGCAGCACAUUCAGCACCGCCUGCGCAGACGGCACACUGACAAUGUGGGACUACAAAACCCACAAGCGCGUCAGGACGUUCCCCAACAUGGGCGGAUCCGUCCUUGCGACGGCGUUCAACCUCGACGGCACGCUCUUCGCGUACGCCCUCGGCCCGGACGAGAGCAAGGGUCCUUCUUCUUUUGCCAAGAAGAAGUCGGUGGACGAGCCGAGUAGGGUGAUCCUUCACGAGAUGGCGGAUGAUGAGGUCGAGCCGUGGCUCAGGAAGCAUCCGGAGGAUGGGAGUGCCUACAAGGCGGAAGGAUGGUGA